GCCAGUCCCCGAUGACAGCCACCCAGAUGAGCUUUACACCCACGUCCCUGCGCAGAUGGAACCAGACUGGGAAGAAACAAAAGAAGGUGGUAUGCAGGUCAGCCACUGUAGAGGCUAGGCUAAACCAGCCCUCAUAAUGCCCAUACUGGGUCUGCAGAUGGAUGACCACUUCCACCCCCCAGCUGUGGAAAAGAUCCAUGACUGUGGUGUGGAUCCAGAUCAGUCCCUAGGGAAGGUACACGAAAGCUGGGCGAGGAUUGGAGAAUGGUCAGGAGCGGUCCUCUUGAGCUCCAGGACUGUCAUGCAGUCUGUUGUUCCCACUGGACUUUAUUCAAGGUUAGGGCAUUUGUUUGCUUCCAGGAGGUUGUUGCAGACACACUCUGUAACCUUUAGCCUACACAUGGGCAGACUUGGUGAUUUGGAGGCCAGUCUGAGGCCCCUGGCCUAAGUGAUAUUUGGUUAACCCUACCCCACCUUGUGGGCAAAACAUUUGACUGGCUGUGGAGAUUAAAAAUAUAUAUAUAUAUAAUUUUAAAGUACAUUUCCAGCAAUUCUACACAUUUUGCUAUGAGUAGAGAAAAUGUUGCAGUUUUAAAGCUAAUUUCCCGGAUAUUCUACACAUUUUGCCUUGACUUGUGCCAUGUUCAUGCUAUAUAUGGUUGCCUAAUGGUAAGUCCGCCACUGAGCCUACACCCCUCCAUGGUGCUCCUGCUCCCAAAAGCGGUAAACAGAGGUGGUCUGCUCUGGAGUGAUACGCUAGCCCCUGAAACAGGAUGAUUGUGCAAUGGUGAGUGAACGUUUUUCCACUUCAGGACUAUACGUCUCUUGGUGAGGAUUGUAAGCAAGGACACUUCAAGUAGUCCAAUGAAAAUUGAUUGACCUAUCUAUGUCUCACUACUUCAACUACAUCCAUCAUUGGCAUGUGAAAUGAAUGGAACUCAAUCCAUUGAAAAUUCACUAUUGACUUUGUGACCUGCUAUAAUGAUGUCAGUUCAUUGGCUAUUUCCUUCCCAGAUAAAACCCUGGCUUGGGGGUUGCCUUAUCGGACUUAUUUACAGUACAGUGAGUACCAUAUCUAGGACCUAGUGUUAUUGGUAAGUUAUCUUCUCAGCAUCUCCUGAGUAAGUCCAAAACCAUUUAAUGAUUGAUUCCUUUAUGUAACCGACCAGAUGGGCUAGCUGCAGGAUUCUGGCCAGACUCAAAUUUCACAAAGUCGUCAGAAAUGUAUUAUAUAACAGACAAAUUAUGGUCUGCAAGUUGUUGAAGGAUGAAGGAUAUUUAGCGUAUUGUGUGUGUGUGUAUAUAUAUAUAUAUAUAAUUUGCCUUUUUUUGCCUCAAAUGUUUUAUUUCAUUUUUUUUUUUUUAUGUGUUUAAAACUGGCCAAAAAGUGGGCUUUUUGUGUGACUGUUUUAGUCCCUAUCUUAUCCAUUACAUGGUCUUACAAGGACAUCUUAAAGCAGACUGUAGUGUAGUAAACAUUGGGUUUUCAUUUCAAUAGAGAAAAACGAAUGCAAUGCAUGUUUUCCACGCAUCCCCUUGCUUGGCUUGUUUUGCCACAAAUUGUAUUGUGGAGGCUAUUUGUUGGGUUUUUAAUUCCACCGGUCAAUCAUAAAUGAAGUAUUUUUGGCUCCAUUUCAGGGUGAGAGACACAGAGACACUGAUUGACUAUUGUUUUUACCUGUCCUUUGUACUUAUUUGUAUGGCCUCUAUCCUUAGUACAACCCUCCGAAACACCCCUGCCCCGCUGUGUUUUAUUACACGUGCAAGGUCCAAAGAUCAGGCAGGUACAUGCCUGUGGGUGGUGGGACCCUCGGGUAUAAAAACAACAGGCAGACUCAUGCAUACAGUGCUCUCAUACCCCAUCACAUCUCACAUUGGCUUUCUAGACUGACAAUUCACUAGGGACAGUUCGAAAAUGGAGGCAGUCAUGGAUGCCAUGCAGGGCUAUGGGGUGAGCACCACUAAUUACCUUCAGACCAACUAUAAGGACGCCCAGGGUUUGUUCCUGUGGGUGUCCUGGGCUGCUGACCUCAGGAACACCUUCUUCAUCUUCUUCCCUCUCUGGUUCCACCUGCGGGAGUCAGUGGGCAUCAAGCUCAUCUGGGUGGCAGUGAUCGGCGACUGGCUCAACCUGGUCUUCAAGUGGAUUCUGUUUGGCGAGAGGCCAUAUUGGUGGGUCCAUGAAACGCCUUACUACAGCAAUACCACUGCACCUCACAUUGAACAGUACCCAAUGACCUGUGAAACUGGCCCAGGCAGUCCUUCUGGCCACGCUAUGGGAGCUGCAGGCGUCUACUACACACUGGUUACUUCCAUUCUAGCCAUCAUGCUGACCAAGAAUAAGACGGGAUCUUCCUCCAAGGGCCUGUAUCUACGGGGCACUCUGUGGGCGUUCUUCUGGGCGGUCCAGGUCUGUGUGUGUCUCUCCAGAGUCUUCAUUGCUGCCCACUUCCCCCACCAAGUCAUCUGUGGAGUAAUCACAGGUAUGGUUGUCGCCGAGGCGUUCAACAGAACCCAGUGGAUCUACGGAGCCAGUCUGAAGAAGUACUUCUACACCACCCUCUUUCUGCUCUCCAUCGCUGUGGGCUUCUACGUGCUGCUGAAGGCUCUAGGCGUGGACCUGCUAUGGACCCUGGAGAAAGCCCAGAAGUGGUGUGUGAGAGCCGAGUGGGUCCACAUGGACUCCACUCCCUUCGCCAGCCUCCUGCGUAACAUGGGCACCCUGUUUGGCCUGGGCCUGGGCCUGCACUCGCCCCUCUACACCGAGAGCAAGAACAUCAGCGGCACCACCCUCUUUAGGACGGGAUGUAUCGUCACCUCGCUGCUCCUGCUGCACCUCUUUGACUCCUUCAAGCCCCCCACGCACACUGCCGCUGUCUUCUACCUGCUGUCUUUCUGUAAGAGCGCCACUGUCCCCCUGGCAACCGUCAGCAUCAUCCCCUACUGCGUGUCUGGAGCUCUGAGCAGCGUACAGAGCAAGAAGUAUUUGUGAGGUCGUUGGCGGCCGACAUGCACAUAGUCUCGUGUAUUCGGAUAUGACUCCAGAAUUGAACCGUGCUGUAAUCCUUAAUCAUUCCAUGCAUUGACUUUCUUCCCAAACUGCCCAAGCGAUCAACAAGCCAUUGUGGUCUUUGUCUACCCUACUUUCAUCCAGUCACCCACUGUAAAGGUCUUAUUUUCUUAUCUACACAGUGUGAACACUAUAAUGAAAGGAUUAUCCAGUGAAUUACUCAGUGGCACUUUAGACACUGUGGUUUGAUUGUAUCAAAACUGAUCAUUUAUAAGUAGUUCAGUGCGAACUCAGGAGUCCAGAAAGUUAAUGUUCCUGUUUUGAAACGAGAUAAAGCCGAGAGAAAAUCCAGGAGAAAAUGAGCUCAAAAGCUCUCUCAGGGACUUUAGUGGCCUGCUUUACAGUGCGUUCUAAGAAUAUGUUAUACAUGAAUAACUUUGUUCAUAUUUUUUUUGUAACUGUAUUUUUCCUGUUUAAUAUAUUUGUAGAAAUUCUGUCAUAUUUAUAAUAAAAAUCUUUAAAAUAUA
Molecule: messenger RNA, 3537 nt
Organism: Oncorhynchus kisutch (coho salmon)
Lineage: Eukaryota; Metazoa; Chordata; Actinopteri; Salmoniformes; Salmonidae
Product: glucose-6-phosphatase
Exons: 5
Coding region: 1916-2992 (358 amino acids)
Biological process (GO): glucose 6-phosphate metabolic process; gluconeogenesis
Cellular component (GO): membrane
Molecular function (GO): glucose-6-phosphatase activity
Source: RefSeq, a predicted model, not a curated record